UAAGAAAGAACAGUAUUUCCAGAGCUCCAUUGAAGCCUUCUAUCACUGCAAUGGGCAACCUACGAAAACCUCCCAAGUCUGCUUCAUGGAUGAUUUUGUCUUUGUGCCUCAACUUGAUAGGCAUGAUCUCUUCAUUAGAUUCCAGCCAUCCUACUGUUUCUCAGACAAGCGUUGCCGCAGAAAUACCCACUGCUCCUUCUGUCCGUGCCAUUUCUGGCUCCGUCAAUGCACUUGACUCAAGGACUGCUGUUGUUCCAGGACCAAUUAUUCCUCCUCUCCCCACCAGAACGAGCUUCAUCACUGGCAUUGGCCCAAGGACCCCCGCUGUUCCAGGGGCAAUUAUUCCUCCUCUCCCCACCAAAUCUGGCUUCAUCACUGGCAUUCGCCCAAGGACCCCCGCUGUUCCAGGGGCAAUUAUUCCUCCUCUCCCCACCAAAUCUGGCUUCAUCACUGGCAUUCGCCCAAGGACUCCCGCUGUUCCAGGACCAAUUAUUCCUCCUCUCCCCACCAAAUCUGGUUUCAUCACUGGCAUUCGCCCAAGGACCCCCGCUGUUCCAGGACCAAUUAUUCCCCCUUUUCCCACCAGAUCUGGCUUCAUCACUGGCAUUCGCCCAAGGACCCCCGCGGUUCCAGGACCAAUUAUUCCUCCUUUCCCCACCAGAUCUGGCUUCAUCACUGGCAUUGGCCCAAGGACCCCUGCUGUUCCAGGACCAAUAAUUCCUGCUUUCCCCACCAGAUCUGGCUUCAUCACUGGCAUUCGCCCAAGGACCCCCACGGUUCCAGGACCAAUAAUUCCUGCUUUCCCCACCAGAUCUGGCUUCAUCACUGGCAUUCGCCCAAGGACCCCCGCUGUUCCAGGACCAAUUAUUCCCCCUUUUCCCACCAGAUCUGGCUUCAUCACUGGCAUUCGCCCAAGGACCCCCGCGGUUCCAGGACCAAUUAUUCCUCCUUUCCCCACCAGAUCUGGCUUCAUCACUGGCAUUCGCCCAAGGACCCCCGCGGUUCCAGGACCAAUUAUUCCUCCUUUCCCCACCAGAUCUGGCUUCAUCACUGGCAUUCGCCCAAGGACCCCCGCUGUUCCAGGACCAAUUAUUCCUCCUUUCCCCACCAGAUCUGGCUUCAUCACUGGCAUUCGCCCAAGGACCCCCGUGGUUCCAGGACCAAUUAUUCCUCCUUUUCCCACCAGAUCUGGCUUCAUCACUGGCAUUCGCCCAAGGACCCCCGCUGUUCCAGGACCAAUUAUUCCUCCUUUCCCCACCAGAUCUGGCUUCAUCACUGGCAUUCGCCCGAGGACCCCCGCUGUUCCAGGACCAAUUAUUCCUCCUUUCCCCACCAGAUCUGGCUUCAUCACUGGCAUUCGCCCAAGGACCCCCGCUGUUCCAGGACCAAUUAUUCCUCCUUUCCCCACCAGAUCUGGCUUCAUCACUGGCAUUCGCCCAAGGACCCCCGCUGUUCCAGGACCAAUUAUUCCUCCUUUCCCCACCAGAUCUGGCUUCAUCACUGGCAUUCGCCCAAGGACCCCCGCUGUUCCAGGACCAAUUAUUCCUCCUUUCCCCACCAGAUCUGGCUUCAUCACUGGCAUUCGCCCGAGGACCCCUGCUGUUCCAGGACCAAUUAUUCCUCCUUUCCCGACCAGAUCUGGCUUCAUCACUGGAAUUGGCCAAAGGACCCCUGCUAUUCCUGCGUUCAGUACUCUUUCUACUUUUACCAGAAUUGUCCCUGUCAUUAUUAUGGACUCAACACCCAGUACAGAACUUGUCAAAGAUACAACCAGAUUCCCCACUUGGGCUAUUAUUCUGACCUGUGUGGCUAUUGCUGUUGCUUCUGGGAUCUUCGCUUGGUUGAUUUUCUACGCACUAAAACCGGGGAAUGUCAUUAGUGCCUCCUGUCCUGUUUACCAGAAUCACCAAGCCAGAAACAGCUGCUGAGAUCAUCAUUGGGAAAGUAAUACAUCUUCUAGUAAUAUAAACUAAUAAUCUGGAAUUGAUCUUCAAUUUUAGCCAUCACCUUCUUCAGAGACACUGCUGUGGACCUACCCCUGAUUGUCUGUGAUGCUUCCUAUCUUUUUCGGCAUGAAAUUUGGGCAUCUUACCAAGUGUGUAAUGUCUCCUCUGAGAGCACAACAGUGAUACUAAAACACUGGGUCCAAACAAGCAUCUUUGAAAGAAAUUCAUAUUUGGGGACUGUCUCCUUGUUUUUUAUCCAGCAAGCCAACAGGAAUCUAAGUCUGUGAACUAAGCCAAUUCUCAGUAAUACACCAUCUGGAUAGGAGUGUUGAGAUUCAUAAUGCAAAAAACCAAGGAAGACUUGGGUUCCAUUCCAUGCUCAGCUGUGAACAGCCCCUGGCUGAGCCAAACAAGAAUUUCUCUGAAUGCCCUUGGAUAUAUCACUAUAACCAAACCAAAAAAUUAGAUGGAAAAUGAUGUUACUUUAAAAACAGGUUAGGCUUUCUCCUAAUGGUUCCAGAUUUACACAUUUGAGCUUCGGAAUGUAUUUGUUCUAAUUUAUUGUGGAUGCUGUUAAUAAAUAAAAGUGACAUUACUGUAUUACAUCAUGGGCCCUGCCUGUUCCCUCCCUUUCUUCUUUCUUCUCUUUGGCCUUUAGAUCGGGCACCUGUUUUUAAUCAACUCUUGCUAAACAACCUUGCUGUUUAAUUUAUAUUUGUUGUGAGCAACUG
This is a messenger RNA of Sphaerodactylus townsendi, 2677 nucleotides long. Its product is annotated as formin-2-like. The record is from RefSeq and is a predicted model, not a curated record. Lineage: Eukaryota; Metazoa; Chordata; Lepidosauria; Squamata; Sphaerodactylidae. The transcript has 4 exons. The coding region runs from base 51 to 1928 and encodes 625 amino acids.